Mytilus trossulus (common blue mussel) is the source of this 2124-nucleotide messenger RNA. RefSeq lists its product as uncharacterized. Bases 53 to 1738 code for a protein of 561 amino acids. The record is from RefSeq and is a predicted model, not a curated record. Lineage: Eukaryota; Metazoa; Mollusca; Bivalvia; Mytilida; Mytilidae. The transcript is spliced from 2 exons.
CAAAUACACUUCCUGGUGUUGAAUUCAAUGACUGCUAAAGUUAAUUUUUAUUAUGGCAGCCUCUGAUCCAGUGUGUUUAGUUUGUGAACAAAGUGAUGUUGUAAAACCCGCAGUCACAUGGUGUAAUAUAUGCGAAGGCCUAUGUGAAGAAUGUAGUUUGGUCCAUAGAUUUAUUAAAGGCUGUUCAUCACUAUUACAUACCACUAGUUUGGUAGAAAACCGCAAGAAAUUACCAACAUUCAUUGGAGAAAUAAAACAGAUCUGCGACGACCACAGCGAACCAUUUGUUUUAUAUUGCACUAUUCACGACGAACCAUGCUGCUCACAAUGUAGUGCUCAAAAGCAUUUAACUUGCUCAAGUUUCCGUUCGCUAGAGGUCAUGACUAAGAAUGCAGCAGAAUCAGCAUCUCUGACUGACAUUGAAAACGGCAUUGAUAGGCUCAGUAAAAAUUGUGAUAUUGUCAGAAGCAACAGAGAAACUGCAUUGACAAAAUAUCAAGACGAGGUAAACACGUUGAAGUCUAGUUUUAAAUCGUUACGUGAAAACAUGAUCAGUAUUUUCGAUCAAGCAGAAAAGGAUCUAAUCCUGAAGGUCGAUAACAUCGGGAAACCAUACACAGAGGAAAUCGAAAAUAUUACAUCUGUUAUGACAAAUCUUAGUUUGCGAUUAGAAGACAUGCGCAAAGGUUUAACAGCUAUGAAAUUAUUCGGAACAAGUUAUCAGAUUUUUGCUGGGAUCAGGACAAUGAGAACUAAGCUCGAUAAAGAAGAAAGAGUUUUGGAGGCUCUCCUAAUUGACGGCAAAGUAUUCAGACAAAGAGACAUUACAUUUAAGUUUGAAUUUGAUUCGUUGCCAUCGCUGGUUGGAAAGGCAGUGGAGUUUGAUACAGAAGAGACAAAUUGUACUCUUCAACUUUUGGGAAAUCAGUCUGUUCAAACUCAAUUGGUAAGACACAAAACUUAUACUAUUGAAGAUAUCAAAUUUAAUAAGGUAAAAUCUUUUGAUUUGUCUAAUCCUAGAUCAGAAAGAUUUGUCGCUGAUUGUGUGUUUUUACGCAAAGGAGUAUUUGUGUUUACUGACUGGAGCGAUAAUAAAGAGGUUGUCAUGUGCACAGAGGAUGGGGUAGUUGCCAAAACAUUUCAGCAAAGGGAUAAACCUUACGGAAUUACCCGUCAUUCUCAGCAUUCCAUUGCAAUUACGAUUCCAGACUUAAAGGAAAGUAUUCUGAUUGAAUUAGAAUCAGCCGAAGAGAGAGGUAAAAUAACAUUCGAAAGAAGAUGUUGGGGAAUUACAUCGGAUAGUUCACAACGAUAUAUAAGGGUAUAUGAAGGUGGUAUUCAAUGCGUUGAUGAUGACGGUAAGUCUCUGAAAAGCUUGCCUGUAGAAGGAUUUGUCACUCACGUUGCCUAUUUUAACGGAAAAUUGUACUACACCCAACAUAAUCCGAAUUUAGUCAAGUGUUGUACUAUUGAUGGGGGUGCAGUAUGGCAAUUAUCGACAGAUGGAGAACCUUACGGAAUAACUGUGGGAAAACACGGAUUUGUUAUCGUUGCUCUAAAUACAAGUAAUAAAGUAAUAGUGAUCAGUCCAAAUGGAAUAUCAACAAAAGAUGUAACAUCUAGUUUUGAGGGUUUCAGUUCUCCUUACGCAGUAGAUUAUGAUUUAGACAGGGAUAAAUUGCUAGUUGCUAAAGAUAACACUGGCGUUUUCGAAGUAUACGAUGUUUCGUUUGAAUAAGAAAAGCAACCUAGAAAAGAAAUUCAAUGACACUAAUAUUUACAACCACAAAUUGAUACUGAAGAAGAUAUAAAGUGUUUUCAGUUUAUCAUUAUUUAAGUGCCACUUGUAUAUUAAACGUUUAAAAGGUUAUCCAAUAUCGUUUAACGUUUGUCUUACAUAGAGAAUUUUAAACACAAAGAAUGACUUGGGAUCAAUAAUCAUAAAAGACAAAACCAGAUUGCUAUAUGAUCACAAUAAAUCAGAUCUGUCAGUGUUGAAAAUCACUUAGUUUCAAUAUCUUAAGAAAUAUGUCUAAGGCCCCAAGCUUCUCUGGUUUUCCAGUAUUUAUACAUCAUUGACCUUAAAAUGAAAUCAAAUACCAGUAUUGUGAAAUUCAAGGAUAC